Racocetra persica is the source of this 159-nucleotide messenger RNA. Lineage: Eukaryota; Fungi; Glomeromycota; Glomeromycetes; Diversisporales; Gigasporaceae. The record is from the annotation of a GenBank genome assembly.
AUAAAUUAGACAAAGUUUUAACUGAAUUACAAACCACUAGUUCGCGUAUGGCCGUUAUUCAAGAAAAGAAAAAAUUGCUGGGCAUUAUCACGCUCCAAGAUGUUUUGAGUGCUUUAGUAGGAAAAAUAAGAGAUGAAAAGGAAAUUUUAUUACUUCCUG